Messenger RNA from Bombyx mori (domestic silkworm), 646 nucleotides. Its product is annotated as allergen Tha p 1. The record is from RefSeq and is a predicted model, not a curated record. Bases 160 to 531 code for a protein of 123 amino acids. The transcript has 3 exons. NCBI's taxonomy places the organism in Eukaryota, Metazoa, Arthropoda, Insecta, Lepidoptera, Bombycidae.
UUUAUAAAACGAAACCAUUAUAUUUUAUGUUUUAAUGAUAUUAUAAUAAUUGUAGAUUUCCUUUUGUCAUAUCAAUAUAAAUACUGCGUCCGAGCCGAUGAAAAUAUAGUAUUUUGUGGCCGCCGGUAUCCGAUUUACUACAUUUUGCAACCAAAGAACAUGAACAAUCUCCUAAUAGCGAUUUUGGCUUUGACGCUUCCAUUUUCGAUAUGGUGCUAUGACGAGAAAUAUGACAAGAUCGAUGUAGACAAGAUAUUGAGUGAUGACAAGCUGUUCACGGACUACAUUAAUUGUAUGUUAGAUAAAGGACCCUGUGAAGUCGAGUAUUCUUCGGAAUUCAAAGAACUGCUGCCCGAAGUGAUAGCAACAUCGUGUGCCAAAUGUACACCAAUACAGAAAACAGGUUUAAGGAAAACCGUCAAAGCGCUGAGCGUCAAGAGACCCGAUGAUUUUAGUCAAUUCAGAGCUAAGUAUGACCCUAAAGGGGAAUAUGAAAAGCAAUUCGCCGCUUUUGUUGUGGCAACAGAUUAAAUUGAAACCAAUAGUAGAAUUUCGGAACAACAGACUGGCAAACGAAAACGGAUUUUCGACUAGCACUAUGGGGAGCAUUACAGAUUAAUAAACAUUUUCUUUGUCGUAAUGAUUA